AUGCGUUUCGCUACCCUCUUUACGCUUCUUCUCCCCAUUCUGGCCGUCGGCGCCCAGGAUAUCCCUCGGUCCCAGAAGGAGAACAAGACUGGGACGACGUACAAGUCCACGCUCUCGCUCCUCUUGUACAAGCGCGAGGAGUAUCUUCGCGCGACUCGCGGUAACGGCGAGCUCGAGAAGCGCGCUUGCCCUAGCGGAUAUAAUCAGUGCGCGAACUACCCCGACGAGUGCGCGCCUGUUGGCUCGUUCUGCUGUAACUCGUUGUACAACUGUCCUAAUGGUGACACCUGCUACGGCAUCGACGAGUGUUGCUCGGGCGGCUCUCAGACGUGUGGCGGUACCGCGUGCUGCGUCUCGGGCUCGGAGUGCUGCCAGGACGAUGGGUGCUGCAAGCCCGGCUAUUUCUGCUGCAACGACGCUACUGGCGGAUGCUGCCCCAACGGCUACACCUGUAACGCCAGCGCCGACACCUGCUCUCCCGGUGGCUCUUCUGGCGGAGGCUCUCCCGGUGGCGGAUCCACCGGCAGCAGCACAAGUGCCAGUGGUGGCGGAGGCUUCUCGUCCAUGUCGUCCUUCAGCUUCUCGUCGGCAAUGCCCACUACCGCAGGCUCCGGCGGCGGCGGCUUCACUGCCCCUACUCCGUCGAGCACUGGGCCGCUGUCGGGAGAUGAUGGGAGCAACGGUGGGAGUGGCGGUGGUAGCUCGAACCCUUUCGGAGCUGCUGGUGGCGGUGCGGGACACAGCGCGCAUGCCUGUCUUUCAGCCAUGAUUGCCGUCGCUGGCGCUGCUGGAUUUGCAUUGCUCUGA
Coniophora puteana RWD-64-598 SS2 is the source of this 807-nucleotide messenger RNA. RefSeq lists its product as uncharacterized. The record is from RefSeq and is a predicted model, not a curated record. The coding region runs from base 1 to 807 and encodes 268 amino acids. The transcript is spliced from 6 exons. NCBI's taxonomy places the organism in Eukaryota, Fungi, Basidiomycota, Agaricomycetes, Boletales, Coniophoraceae.